AUGUCACCUAAGAAAGCCAAGAAGAGAGCAGAGGGAGCCAAUUCCAAUGUGUUCUCCAUGUUUGAACAGACCCAGAUCCAGGAAUUUAAGGAGGCCUUCACCAUCAUGGAUCAAAACAGGGAUGGUUUCAUCGACAAGAAUGACCUGAGGGACACCUUUGCUGCUCUUGGGCGUGUGAACGUGAAAAAUGAGGAAAUUGAUGAAAUGCUCAAGGAGGCUCCAGGUCCAAUUAACUUUACUGUGUUCCUACAGAUGUUUGGGGAGAAACUUAAGGGAGCAGACCCCGAGGAGACCAUUCUCAAUGCGUUCAAAGUAUUUGACCCUGAAGGCAAAGGAGUGCUCAAGGCUGAUUAUGUCAAGGAGAUGCUGACCACGCAGGCGGAGAGGUUUUCCAAAGAGGAGAUUGACCAGAUGUUUGCUGCCUUCCCCCCUGAUGUGACUGGCAACUUGGACUAUAAGAACCUGGUGCACAUCAUCACCCAUGGAGAAGAGAAGGACUAA
This is a messenger RNA of Rangifer tarandus platyrhynchus (Svalbard reindeer), 501 nucleotides long. The record is from the annotation of a GenBank genome assembly. Lineage: Eukaryota; Metazoa; Chordata; Mammalia; Artiodactyla; Cervidae.